UCGCAAUUCAACUCUCUCUCUCUCUCUCUCUCUCUCUCUAUAUCGCUCGCUCUUGAAUUUCUUCACUGUGCUCUGAGUUUGAUUCUUUGGUUAUUGUUUGUUUUAACAUACAGUUUCACGAAUUUCUUUUAUUCAAGUUUUUGCAGGGGUUUCUUUCUGCUGCAGCGCCGCAUUGAUCUGUUAUAUCUUUUUUUUUUUUACUGUUCUUUUUGUGCAUUAUUGUUUUGUUUUUGGAAAAUUAACGUUAUGGAUGCAGGAUCUUUGAAUAGUUCUUCUUCUAAAUCUAACAACACUCGCUUUCCCCUUCAAGAACAGCAACUUCAGAAAAAGCAUUCCAAAGAAAAUUUGGAUAGGUUUAUUCCGAAUCGAUCGGCUAUGGAUUUUGAUUAUGCGCAUUAUAUGGUUACUGAGGGGAUGAAAGGUAAGGAAAAUCCUUCUGUCAGUUCGCCGUCUAAGGAAGCUUAUCAGAAGCGGUUGGCUGAGACACUGAACAUGAAUCGAACUCGAAUCCUUGCGUUCAAGAACAAACCUCCCGCACCAGUUGAGUUGAUACCUAAGGAGUUCUUCUCCUCUGUUUCUCAUGAUAAACCCGUCAAGGCCCGUCGUCAUAUCCCUCAGACCUCUGAAAAGACAUUGGAUGCUCCUGAUCUUGUUGAUGAUUACUACUUGAACUUAUUGGAUUGGGGCAGCACCAAUGUGCUUGCUAUAGCUCUUGGGAACUCUGUCUAUUUGUGGAAUGGACAAGAUGGCUCUACUUCAGAACUUGUAACGGUUGAUGACGAAGUUGGUCCUGUAACAAGUGUGAAUUGGGCACCUGAUGGAAGACAUGUUGCUGUUGGAUUGAACAAUUCUGAAGUACAGCUUUGGGAUUCACUAUCGAAUAGACAGCUAAGAACUUUGAGGGGUGGCCAUAGGAUGCGAGUGGGCUCACUGGCAUGGAACAAUCACAUUCUCACAACUGGAGGAAUGGACGGGAAGAUCAUUAACAAUGAUGUGAGAAUUAGAGAUCACAUAGUGGAAACUUAUAGAGGCCACGAUCAAGAGGUUUGUGGGCUUAAAUGGUCAUUAUCUGGACAACAAUUAGCAAGUGGAGGAAAUGACAAUGUCCUCCAUAUCUGGGACAAAGCAACAGCAUCUUCAAACUCAGCUACCCAAUGGCUUCAUAGGCUUGAGGAUCAUACUUCUGCAGUCAAGGCUCUUGCAUGGUGUCCAUUCCAAGGCAACUUGCUCGCAUCUGGUGGAGGCAGUGGAGAUCGUUCCAUUAAGUUUUGGAACACCCACACUGGAGCAUGUUUGAAUUCUGUUGAUACUGGCUCUCAAGUGUGUGCUCUACUAUGGAAUAAAAAUGAGAGAGAACUGCUCAGCUCCCAUGGGUUCGCUCAGAACCAGCUCACUCUUUGGAAAUACCCUUCAAUGGUGAAGAUGGGAGAGCUCACUGGUCAUACAUCAAGAGUUCUCUUCAUGGCUCAGAGUCCAGACGGGUGCACCGUGGCUUCAGCAGCAGCAGAUGAAACAUUGAGAUUAUGGCAUGUUUUUGGAGCUCCUGAAGUAGCUAAACCUACUCCAAAAUCCUAUAAUACAGAACCGUUUGCUCAUAUCAAUCGUAUUCGAUAAAUUUUGUGUGUACAUACUUUCUCAAUACAUAUCAUACGUAGGAAAACCUCAAAUUAGGUUGACAAAGAAGGAUUUUAGGUUACAACAUCUUUGUUGUAUUUGUUAUAUAGUCAUAAGAGAGAUUAUUUUUUCUUCUUUUUUUUGUGGACAGGCAUAAGAGAAUGCCUUUGUAAUGUACUUCGCAAAUAAAGUUUACCAGAAUAAUAAUAAUAAUAAUAAUGUGAUCUUUAAUUUAA
Molecule: messenger RNA, 1850 nt
Organism: Cucumis sativus (cucumber)
Lineage: Eukaryota; Viridiplantae; Streptophyta; Magnoliopsida; Cucurbitales; Cucurbitaceae
Product: cell division cycle 20.2, cofactor of APC complex
Exons: 5
Coding region: 247-1614 (455 amino acids)
Biological process (GO): positive regulation of anaphase-promoting complex-dependent catabolic process; anaphase-promoting complex-dependent catabolic process; positive regulation of ubiquitin protein ligase activity
Cellular component (GO): anaphase-promoting complex
Molecular function (GO): ubiquitin ligase activator activity; anaphase-promoting complex binding; protein binding
Source: RefSeq, a predicted model, not a curated record